CUUAAAGAGAACAAUAACUGUGACACACAUUUAGCAAUAACGUCCAUCAUGGAUCAUUACACUAUUGAUAAAAAUUGGACUGAGGACAGGAUCAUAAAUGUUCACGUUUGAAGCGCCCAUUUUAUAUCAGGUUAGAGGUAGUUGCUGAUUCCUGUCCCUGGUCAGCUCCACAGUUGAUCACAGAAGCUGUGGGUGAUUUAAAUCUAAACCAACAAAUCACAACUGUGUGGCUAACAGCAGCUGACUGAACAGACACAGCAGGAGAUUUUUUUUUAAGAUCAAUUUGAAUGGAAGCCAAUAAAUCUGAGCUCUUGGAUCUAAAAGCACGUGACUGAGAACAGUGGAGGUUUAAGCCUGAAGAACAUCUCAAGAACAGAAAACAUCAACCUUCACUUUUCAGAAGCCUCAAUAUUUGUUUUUUAAAAUUAGAAAAAUUCACUUCUUUGUAGUUAAUUUAAUUAAUAACAUACAACAAAACAGGAAAUGUUCAAGUUUUUAAAAAAAGAAGAUGGUCUCAAGGGGCUUCCAAAUGCUGUUAAAAAAAUCAAACUACUAAAUUCAGAUUCAGGAUCUCUCUCAGUUUAUCUGAUUUCUCUGGAAAAGGACAAAGAAUUCACUGUAACUGGAUGCAGGAGUUUCAGUUUUGGGAAAGAGUCCAGUAAACCCAGUCGCACUAUAAUGGUUCUUGGAGCAACUGGUGCUGGGAAGUCAACUCUCAUCAAUGGGAUGAUCAAUUACAUUCUAGGUGUUAAAUGGGAGGAUUACUAUCGCUUUAAGUUAGUUGAUGAAGAUCAGUCAAAAUCACAAGUUCACAGUCAGACCUCUGAAGUCACUGUGUACAAAAUCCACCACCAGGCGGAUUUUACAGUCCCGUUCUCUCUGACCAUUGUGGACACUCCAGGAUUUGGAGAUACGAGAGGCAUAAAAAGAGACGGCGAGAUUGUAGAACAGCUCCGUAACCUCUUCUCUGCUCAGCACGGUGUCAGUGAAAUUGAUGCUGUGUGUUUUGUAGCUCAGGCUUCUUUAGCACGACUCACAGCAACACAGAAAUAUGUGUUUGAUUCAGUGCUCUCGAUCUUUGGCAAAGAUGUGGCAGAAAACAUCAGGAUUCUGGUGACAUUUGCAGAUGGUCAGAGACCUCCAGUUCUAGAGGCGAUCAAUGCUGCAGGAGUCCCAUGUCCUAAAACCAAAAAUGGGCUGCCAGUUCACUUCAAAUUCAAUAAUUCAGCUCUGUUUGCAAACAACAAAUCACCUGAAGCUGAUAGCGUGUGUGAUGAUGAUGAAGAAGGCAGCUUUGAUCAGAUGUUUUGGGAGAUGGGGACAAAAAGCAUGAAGAGAUUUUUUGAUGCUCUGAAUGUCAUAGAAACAAAAAGUUUGACAAUGACAAAGGAGGUCCUCAGAGAAAGAAAUCAGCUCGAGAUUUCAGUGGAGAAUCUGCAGAAACAGGUUAAACUUGGAUUAGCAAAGCUUGAGGAGAUAAAAGAGACGAGUGACAAACUUAAAGAACAUGAAGCAGAGAUCAGCAGAAACGAGAACUUUGAGUUUGAAGUUACUGUCAAAAAACCUGAUCAAGUGGAUAUUUCUGGCACUGGAAUUUAUCUCACCAACUGUCAGCAGUGUCAUUUUACCUGUCAUGAUAACUGUGCAUAUGCAAAUGAUGCAGAUAAAAUAAAGUGUUGGGCAAUGGGAUCAAAUGGAUACUGUACUCAGUGCCCAGGCAAAUGUAUCUGGAGUGUACAUUUUAAUCAGAAGUACAAAUGGGUGUAUAAAGAAGUUAAAGAAAAAAGAACAAUAAAAGAGCUGAAAGAAAAGUACCAGAAAGCUGAAGGAGAGAAGAUGACUGUUCAGAAAGUGGUUGGUAGACUGAAGGAAGAGUAUAAACGUUUGCAGGCUGAGGUGGUGAAACUGAUGCAGAGAUCUGCAGAGUGUCUGAACAGGCUCAAAGAGAUCGCACUGAAGCCAAACCCUCUGUCCACUCCAGAGUACAUCGACAUGCUCAUUGAAGGAGAGAAACAUGAGGGCAAACUAGGCUGGAAGGAACGAGUUCAGGCUCUGAUGAAGAUGAAGGAAAAAGCAGAGACUAUGGCUAAAGUAGAGAAAGGAGAGAAACUCCUCCAUCAUCCUUAGCCAAGUCCAGGAAAGCACACAUAGACACAGGCAGCAAUAUAAUGAUAGAGGGUUCUCUGUAAUUAUUGUAGGGUCAUUACCCACAAUACAAAGCACCUGGAGGUGACUGUUUGGUGUGAUUUGGGGCUAUAUAAAUAAAAUUGAAUUGAAUUAAAGUCACAGCAACAUUUGAGUGAUUUUAAAGUUUGACCACCUCAGAUGGGCAUUCCUGAAUUCUGAUUUAAACAUUUUUGCAAGGUAAUGCAGUAAAACAUGCAAUGUAAGACCUAAAGAAAGCAUGAGUUAAAUACUUGUUUUUUAUUUCCUGUUUAAAUAGUUUUUUCCAUUGUUUGACACAUGCUACCCUCAGCUUUUAGCUCAUUUUAAUAUGAAUCUGUUUUGUUUAGAUGUAACUAAGCUGUAAUCAUUUAAUUAAUUUAGUUUAGUUUAUUCGGUAAUCACUGCCAGAGCACACACACAUGAAACUCAGCAUAAGAAACCAGGAUUACACAAUAAAGUGUGAACACUUAUUUCCAUUGUGGUCCCAAUUAAAAAAAUGUAAUGACAUCCUUUCUGACCGUAACUGUUCAAAGAAUUUCCUGAAUCUCAGAAAAAUAAAGUGCUUUGUAGGCUUAUUAAAGAUUUAAGUGAACAUGUAUAUCUGAGCCUGUAUAUAUAUACACGUUUGACCCUGUGUGA
Molecule: messenger RNA, 2805 nt
Organism: Archocentrus centrarchus (flier cichlid)
Lineage: Eukaryota; Metazoa; Chordata; Actinopteri; Cichliformes; Cichlidae
Exons: 5
Coding region: 484-2127 (547 amino acids)
Molecular function (GO): GTP binding
Source: RefSeq, a predicted model, not a curated record